UGGCAGAGCUUAAGGAUAUGGACAUAAGUGCCGUAGGGCUGGGAAGAGUGUGAGAAUCAAAUUGCUUAAGGGGUACAGACCCAAGUGCGCAGGCAACACAGAAUAGGGGAAGUUAGGGCUUAGUCAAGUAAGACCCCUUAGAAGAGAUGUGAUUUUAGUAAGUGUUUGAAGAUAGGGAGAGUGAUGGCUUGUUGGAUAUGAAGGGAGAAGGAGUUCCAGGAUAGAGGGUGGUCGUGGAUGAGUGAUCAGCAGUGAGACAAACGAGAUCAAGGUACAGUGAGGAGGUUGGUUAGAGGAAUGAAGUGUGCAGGCUGGAUUGUAGGAGAUCAGCAGAGUGAGAUAGGAAAGGUUCAGCUGAUUAGGUCCUUUAAAGCAGAUGAUAAGGUAUUUCUAUGUGAGGUGGAGAUGGAUGGGAAACCACUGGAGGUGCUUAAGGAGUGGAGAGAUAUGGACUGAAUGUUCCUUUAGAAAAACAGGAACCAGGGAGGGCUUGCCGCUUCCUCAGUGGUUUCCGAAAAGAGGCUCUCCACUCCAUCCAGCUGCCUGUAUGACGCUCAGAGGAGUCACAUCAGGACCCUCACCUGCUUCUCAUCUCACCACCAGGACUCACGUCUGACUCUCCUGACAGGGCCAGGGCCUGGGACUCCUCAAGCUACUGCACGUGAGCCUGAGACCUGGAAAGGUGGCCGUGAGACCCAGACUGGGUCACCACAAUCCUUGCCCGAAGACCACUCUGCCUCGAAGUGUGUGGGGGUCAUAAUGUGGCUACCUCCACGGAGCUCCCCACAAGACACUGUCAGCCUGGGCCAGGAGGGCCAAGGAAAGAGCCAGGUGAAGGGGGCUGGAUCAGAGAGGAUGGUGGAUUCAUCCCCAGCCAGUGGGGGAGGGUUGCCUUGCACAGAAGAGACUCCAGUCCCUGGGAAUCUGGAUGGAGCUUAUGGACCGGCAAGAACUAUCCCUGUGGCCCCAGGGUCCAGCCAAGAUACCAACCCAGGGAGAACCUCCCAAGUGAGGCCCCGGGGUCAUGGCAGAGCAGAACAAGCCAAGGUACUGAGCCCCCAAGCUCCUCGUUCUGAGGCGGUCUCGGGUAAAAGACCCAAGAGAGUCAGAGUUGCAGCAUCAAGAAGAACUCAACAACUAGGGGCAGCCAAGGUCCCCACGAAGUUUCCAGCCCCAGACAAGGCUCAAGCUCAUUCUCUGACCAUGGAGUCUGUGGAUGGGGAUGACGUCCCAGUGGAUCCAGCGAAUAUUUCCAUGCCCCCUGGGGGAGACCAGGCACUGCAGCCACUGAGGCCAGGCCAGAGGCAGGACCUAUUCUUUUAUGUGGGGGGCGCAAAUGGUGCUAACCUGGUGAGUGCCUACUGCCUGAGUCAGGGCUGGCAGCGCCUCCAGGACCCCCACAGGCAGGACUAUCAGCUGAAAUGGUGCGAGGCCAAGAGCCGCCAGGCCUAUUCCAGCUUCAGGGAAGGCAAGCAGCUUCUGUACCAGAUCCCCAACAACAAACACCUGACGACCAAGAUUGGACUCCUGAACAGCCUGCGGGAGUAUGGCCGGAUCAUGAGCAGAGUCAACAGGCUCUCCAUUCGCCCCCGGAUCCUGAAAAUGGAGGACUUUUUCCCAGAGACCUUCCGGCUGGACGUGAAGGAGGAGCGAGAGGCCUUCUUUACAUCGUUUGAUGAACCCCAGAUUUGGAUCUGCAAGCCUACUGGUUCCAACCAGGGCAGAGGGAUUUUCCUGCUCCAGCACCUAGAGGAUGUGGCUUCUCUCCUUGUGGACAUAAAUGACCUUGAGGGAAAAUCCAGCUACAGGAAGCUGUCAUUCCGGGCCCCCCAGCCCCGCAUCGUCCAGAGGUACAUCCAGAACCCACUGCUUGUGGACGGAAGAAAGUUUGACGUCCGCUCAUACCUGCUCAUUGCCUGCGCGGCGCCCUUCGUCGUCCUCUUCAGCCAUGGCUACGUCCGCCUGACCCUCAGCCCCUAUGACCCCCUCUCCAAGGACCUGACCAGCCACCUGACCAAUCAGUCCAUGCAGAAGAAACACCCCCUGUACCAGCUGCGCAAAGAGGAGACAGUGUGGAGCAUGGAACGCCUCAACAGCUACAUCAAUGACAAUUUCUGCAAAGACAAGGAACUUUCCUGGGACUGGGUCCUCACUGCCUUUACGAGGCAGGGACGAAGGGACCCUCAGGGUCUCACCCACAGGGGCGCUGGCUCACUGCAGAGGCGAAUGCAACAGAUCAUGACCCAUUGUUUCCUGGCCACCAAAUCCAAGCUGGACGGCAAGCUGGGCUAUUUCGACCUCAUCGGCUGCGACUUCCUGAUUGACGAGGACUUCAAGGUGUGGCUCCUGGAGAUGAACGCGAACCCCGCCCUGCAUACCCACUGUCAGGUCCUGCGCGACCUCAUCCCCAGCCUUGUCUACGAGACCCUGGACCUGGCCCUGGAGACCUUCCACAAAAGCCUGCGGAGGCAGACGUUGUUGCCGCUGGAAAGGCAGCGCCGCUUCGUGCUGCUCUACCUGGGAUCUUCGACCCCGGGACUGGGGCCCGGACCCCCGCUCGCGCCUUUGCGGAGCCGGCGUCGCCCCCCGCCCCCGGCCCCGACCUGCGGCUCCGAUCCGGACGGAACCCGCCCCCCUGGAGGCUCCCCACCCGGGCCCCCAACCCCGGCGUCCGGCCUCCAGCGGUCCGACCCCUCCCCCAUCUCCGGCCCGCCCCCGCAGGGGCCGGCGACCCCCCGGGACCCAGGAGUCCCGGAGUCCCCACCGACCAGGGGGGCCCGGGCCACCGCGAGGCCCUCAGCGGGUCCUGCCGCGGCCCGGGACGCCCCCUCCCCAGCCCGGGAGCCCUCGCCUCCUUCCAGGACCCUCGGGGAAAGCAGAUGGCACCCCGCCUCCAAGGGUUUGUAGCCAGGAGGGGCUGCGUGUU
Molecule: messenger RNA, 2926 nt
Organism: Tachyglossus aculeatus (Australian echidna)
Lineage: Eukaryota; Metazoa; Chordata; Mammalia; Monotremata; Tachyglossidae
Gene: TTLL10
Product: tubulin tyrosine ligase like 10
Exons: 12
Coding region: 760-2907 (715 amino acids)
Biological process (GO): protein modification process
Source: RefSeq, a predicted model, not a curated record